Molecule: messenger RNA, 2885 nt
Organism: Varanus komodoensis (Komodo dragon)
Lineage: Eukaryota; Metazoa; Chordata; Lepidosauria; Squamata; Varanidae
Product: synapse differentiation-inducing gene protein 1-like
Exons: 2
Coding region: 642-1136 (164 amino acids)
Cellular component (GO): membrane
Source: RefSeq, a predicted model, not a curated record
GAAGGCUGCACGCACAUGCAUGCGGAGGCAUCACGGAAUGAUGGGCCCAGCGGCUGCAGAGGGUUGACUUCAAGCAAGGCAAUGGUGUUCUUCCCUUGAGUAGGUCCUUAAGCAAAAGCCCUGCUACCCUCUCAGCAUGUUUCAGUUUAGUGGAGGACAGGGAAUCAACAAACAGAGCAAGGGAUACAUAACCUCCAAAGAUGCAUAAUAGAGAAGGUGGCAAGGCUGGCCAAAAGGGCCUUGGUAUCAAUAAAGGGUGCUAAAAGACCCCUGUAGAAAGAGAGCUACAGGUUCGGGCCACUCCGCAGUGCUUGUUCUCAAGGCUCUGGCUUCCACACCCCGCAGCAACAGUCUGCAUGUGUUUGCCUGUCUCGCCUAAUGUCCAUUCUAGCCUCCCUUCUAGGUUGUAAGACACAGUGAGGUCAUCCUGUCCAGGAGACAGAGCAAUCCAUAAGUUGGGCAUCGUCUUGCCAAAAGAAGGCGGGAUGAGUCAGGCACAGGGGGAGAAGGAAGAUAUAAAGCAGGGAACAGACUGAGUGUGCAGCCAAGGAGAGAGAGCUGAAUGUUAACCGCUGAGAAAGAAGGGCGAGCAUGCUUGCUGAAUCGUAGAGUGGGAACUGAGAACAGGAACAGGCUGCACUAUGAGCCACCGAAACUAUGAAGAGAUCAAAGACAGCGCUCCCGCUGCUCCGAACCCUACCACUUACUCAGAACAACAACACUACGAGGAGAACAGACCACUGAAACUUCCUGUUAGACCUCCGCCCCCCUAUGGGGUACCUCAGCAGAUGCCAUCCCAGUACCAGGCGUAUUAUGCCCCCACUGAGGAAGCAUCCAGCCAAGGUCCAAAUCUCCAGGCUCCACAGGAUGUCUUCAUUGCACCUGCCCAGUAUAGCAGCCAGCCAGAUCACCUGGCCUACUCCAUCUUCACCAUGCUUUGCUGCUGCCUGCCCUUUGGCAUUGCCGCCUUGAUUUUCUCUGUAAAGACUAAAGAAGCCAACCGCAUAGAAAAUAGCACAUCUGCUCAGAAAAAUUCCAGGCUGGCAUAUCUGAUGGGCCAUUUAUCUCUCGGAUUUGGGAUUGCAAUUUGGAUUUUUUAUCUCACCCUAAUAAUAGUCCAGAGCCAGAGUGUUUAGAGAAAUGACACAUCCCUGAGAAGCCCUUGAGAACUGCACUGCACAAUGGCCAUAUCCCUUCAUGAAAGAAAAAAAUAAUGAUCUCCCUCAUCCCCAUCCGCUGAACAAAUCAGAGAAGCCUUGUUAUAACAUCAUGACUAUUGGAUCAUCCCAUCAUGGGAAACAAAUGGACUGGCUCACCCAGACACGUACAUCAUGGGACGGAACCAGCAAUGGACUGUGUGAACCGCAAACCUUCACAUGGGAGGUGAUGUCAAGUGAGCUGGAAGUCCUACCGAGUGAUGGCCCGUCCACUGCACACAACACAGCUGUAUGAUGCAAAACUAACAACAAAACAUGGACAGGCAAAGUAACAGGGCACCAAGUCAGGUAGGAAGCAUCUGAGGUCUGGCGAGCACCCAUAUUCUCUUCUGGGUUGACCAAAUUGUCUUAGUAUCUCUAGUGACCAAAUAUCAUGAUCCAUCCUCUUAGAAUGAGAUGGCCUUAGAUCAGUUCCUCCCCUUUAAUCUCAUUCUACCACUCACUGGAUCUCCUCCCUAUUCUAACCCCCUUCCUUCAGCCCUUCCCUCUGUCUCUGGUUCCUCUGGGCCACUCCCUCUCCUGACCAGCCCAAAUAUACCGCUUGCCUUCUUUAGUCUACUGCUGUGAGACCUUGCCCCAGUCAACACAAAACAAUAGCAUGUGACACCAGUUUUGAGUCAGAAGCGAAAGAGUCAGGUCCAACCACAGGAAGCAGAUGUCUGAGAAAUCAGUCUGACCAGGUCUCCCACUUCCCCUGGCAAGCCAAGAGGGGGUGAAAUGCAGGAUUCUGAUACAGCUUAUCUUCCUUGCCUGGGAGACAUGACUCUGAAAGAGGUCCAUGUUUCUAAACCAGAGACAUCUCCCAUGAGGGCGGGACAGCAGGAGGCGGUCUCUGCAGGAAAGGGUGUUUGGGAGGACAACAAAAAGCGCAGGGCAAAGACAUCUUGGGAAACAGAGCUACCUCCUGAGAGCCAAGUUCCCCAGCCAGAAUAAAAUGAUCAUUAGCAGCUAUUCCCCUGUAUUUAACCUCAAGCAACCUGCACUAAACUUUGCUGGAAACUACAUCUGGAAGGGUCCCUGCUUUUCCUGGACUGUGAACUUCUUGGGACUCGUGUGCUGAGCUCAGGAUGGCUGGGUCUUUUCUUGUGAUGCACAUUGACUGAUGCUUUUCAAAUAGCCUUGUGGUGAUCUGGUAGCUCUGGAUCUUUAUUAGGAUUAUGCGUAAAGGCUUGCAGCUAAUGACUAGAAUUAGUGCAAGUUAAAGGUUUACUGGGACAUCUGCCCUGGCUCCAGGUGCUUACAAAUCCUCCCACUUUUCACUGUUUCGUGAAAAAUAGGCUUCAGGUUUGUAAUAACUUUAGUCUUACACUCUGUCCCCCACUGCUGUCCCCCAACAGCCAUUGCUCAGCUCCAUGUUCCACCUCAUUUCCUCUGCAAUGGCUUGCAUGUCUUGCUUUAAACACUAAGAAGGUGGUUGUCCUUUCCUUGAAAAGAGCCACUAGAAAAACUUAUCUUUUCCAUUGUCUGUGAUCAAGGGUUCAAAACCGUGCCUGACUUUCUCCGUGUGGUACGACCAGCUCUAAAGCAAAGCAGCUAAAUGUCCAUGUACGUGCAUUCUGUUCCUGAUCCUAUCCUUGAUUGUGAUUAUAACUGCAAGAAUCUUGCACAAGCUUUGUAAUCCUUUGAGAUCCUCCUGGAACUAAACAAAUAAAUCAACAUGAAAUUAUA